UGUGUAAUUCUGUGGAUUAUUAUCUCCGGCUUCACGCGCUGCUGCUGCUGCUGCUGCUGGCGGACUGAGGGAAGCUGGAGGGAAAUAAAUAAAUAUGAACUUCAGAAGAUACCCAGCCUGGACAGCCUGUGAAGAGAGACGCCCCAUCCUGCCCGAGGAGCCAUGAGUCUCCUGCGCUGGUUCUCUGCCACUGUGGGCCGGAUCAGCACCUUCAGAUCCUAUCAGAUCGUGCUGCUGUUGGCCGCAGCCCUGGCCGUGAUGGCGUUCUACUACUUCGGCUCAGAGAAGCAGAACUUCUCCAGCACCACGAAGCGAAUAAAGCAGAACCAUGCGAGCCACAACUCCAACCGCAACGACGCUGACCUGUCUGAGGACACCAGGUUCAUCCAUCACGAGGAAAAGAGCGGGAUCAGGCAGCAUGACGAUGGGUUUGAGAAGAGGCCAGGUGAGCCCCAGCAGUAUCACGCCCUCAUGAUGUUCACCAAGGUGGACAAGAGCCGGACUCUGCAGAAUAAGUUUGAGGUGGCCAUGCGCUCCAUGGCUAAACACGGCCGGUUCCUGGAGGACGAGGUCCUGGUUCUUCACUUCGUCUCUGAUGAAGCCAGUAAGGAGCUGGGUGUGAGGAUGCUGCCUGAGCUGCUGAUGGAGGCAAGCUUUCUGUAUGAGGUGGUGUUCCAUGAUGUAGGUGAUUUGACAGGGAAGCUGUUCCCCAUUGUGGAGGCCAUGCAGAGGCACUUCAGUGCAGGCUCUGGGGCCUACUACAGCGAUGCCAUCUUCUUCCUAUCUGUGGCCAUGCAUCGUAUCAUGCCUGCAGAGAUGAAGCGUAUUGUGCAGCUGGAUCUGGAUCUGAAGUACAGGAGUAAUAUUCGAGAUCUCUUCCAAGAGUUCAGACUCUUCUCUCCUGAAGCGGUGAUCGGAAUCGUCCGAGAGAUGCAGCCAGUAUACAGGCACACCUUCUGGCAGUACCGCAAAGAGAACCCCAAAUCCCGCGUGGGCGACCCCCCUCCACAGGGUCUUCCGGGCUUCAACAGCGGGGUGAUGCUACUGGACCUGGAGGCCAUGCAGCGCUCGGCUCUCUACAACCAGCUGCUGGAACCCGAGAGAGUGGCCCGUCUGGCUGAGCAGUACCACUUCCGGGGGCACCUCGGCGACCAGGACUUCUUUACCAUGAUUGGCAUGGAGCACCCGGAGCUGUUCCACCAGCUGCCCUGCGGCUGGAACCGGCAGCUGUGCACCUGGUGGAGGGACCACGGCUACGGGGACAUCUUUCAGCUUUACUAUCACUGCGAGGGACCUGUGCACGUUUACCACGGGAACUGCAACACUCCCAUACCUGAUGACUGAGCGGGACUGUAUGAGUUUAUGAGUCUCUUAAGUUUACACUGUCUGAUGGAGCGCAGCAUGAUGCUGUGAGAAGAAGUGAAGAUUAGUGAGUAGUGAGUAUAGAUACAUGCUGCUCAGGAUCCAGAAUGGAUUUAAUGAAGACCAUGGCUACAACGAUUAUGGAAUCCAAUAUGCCAUACCUUUUACGUAUUUUUCGUUUAGUAUUCAUUUGCAUCAUAUCCAUACAUUAUAUUACAUUGACAUGCCUACUCCCAUGGAACAGGAACUAAUAUCUUGUCCCAUGACUUUUGCCAUGUCCCUCAGAAGCUAAAGAACAAUUAUGCAAUUAGGCUGGAAUGACCUUUGGGAUGCAGUAUGUGUGUAUGGCCUGCUGCACUGAAUGUACAUGUGAUUUUGUGCAUUCACAUAGACAGGUGUAGCCAGAAGCCACCGGUCACAAUCAUUUCCACUUACUGCACUGUCCACUGGUGCACGUGUCUCUGUGGAUCGAGAAAGAUAAAAUUUAGUAAAUUAAAUGUCUAAUUAAUCUGCCAUCCACCAAUCAGCCUUCGAUAAGUUCUGAUAAUUUGGAAAAUGGCCAAGGUUUAACCUCACUCACAAGAUAUCACCUCACAGCUUAUACAGAUAUAAGUGUUUCCAAGCCAUUUCCUAAACUUAACACUUCUUGAUCAGUUUAUAUACUGCAGUACCACUUUAAAAUAAGGCUACUUUAUAAAGAGUGUAUAAUGUUGCUGUCCAAUGAAAAACAAGCAUCUCCAAAACAGCAACUUUACAGGAGAAAUCUUUCAAAAAAUAUAAUUUUAAAUUUAUUUCAGGUUAUUUUGAAGUAUUUCUAUUGGUCUGUUCACCAAGGAAAUUUUUCUCUUAAAAUUGUGUAGUAAUUUAAAAAUCGACAAAACAGAGAUACUUUUUUUUAUUAGACAGCAACCAAUGGAAAAAAAAAAUGAUUAUACAGGAGUUUAUUAAUGGUUAUAAAUUAAAGUUUAAUACUUUACUAAUUAAAGUUUAAAACAUUACUAAACAUUACUUACAACACAUACAUAGAAAAAAUAACAGUGAAAAGAACUUUUUUAACAUAUGUAAUAAAACAAUAUAGAAAGUCAGUUUAGUCAUGUAAUAUGUUUUUAUAGUUAAAUAAAUAGUUAUUAACAGAAAUUAAUUAACAGAAGUUAAUGCUGAUUGAUGGAAAAGACAAAGUAAGAUAGUAUCUAUUACGAAAUAAGGUUUAACAUUUAUAAACAAAUGUGGAAUCACUAUUUGGUACAUGGAAGUCCACUCUUGCCCUUUUUUAUUUAUGUGUUGUAACUGCUUAUUAAUGGUUUAUAACCUAAUUAAUAAUCAAUGAUAAACGCCUUUGUAAACUAUUUAUACAGCCUUCAUGAAGGAGCCUUAUUUUAAAGUGGUACCUAUAAUGCUAUAACAUGACAUAACAGGCCUGUUAGUGUGUAGUAUAUUACUAAUUAUUAUAUUAUAUUAUAUUAUAUUAUAUUAGUGCACAUAGUUACACAUUUCCAAAUAUCCAGCUGUUUACUGCCUUUAAAAGGCUCUGCACUAGACCACAGUGUUUUAUCAGCUGUUGUUAGUAUAUUUGAUAUUCUGGAAACGAUAACUGUUUUUCUACCCUUUGAGAUUUAUCCGUUUGGGUUUUAACCAAACUUUGAAAUGACUUACAGUCAACCUAUCUCGUCCCCUGCGCUUCUGCAUGCAAAUAAGGCAAAGGCGCUAUUAUCUGUGCUCACUGAAGAUGCUCCACGCUGAGCCGCCUGAUCCAUCUGCUCUUUAUCAAGCGUUUUAUCAGCAGUUUUCAGACAGCAGGGUUAAGAGCAAUCAGCCACCCUUCCCCACCACCCAGCGAUUUCUGCUUCUGCCUCUACAGACUGGGGCUCCGGCUCCUCUGUGCAGGCAGAUACAGCCAGAAAAGGUGGAGAGAGAGCCUACAUGCAUUAUCUCCUCUUUCCCUGCCUUUCAUCUGUGCAGAUAGCGGCUAGCGUUAGCGCUGCACUCCUGACUAUGCUACAAUAGCCCCCCUGAAGCCACCCUUUCAGACUGAGCAGCUGAUGUGUCCCAGUCAAGAAGCCCCCACCAUGUGGGAGUGUUUAUACAAGGAUGAUGCAGAGGGUUGGGGGGGUGUAAGGCAUAAAAAGCACUCUGACCCACUUUUCAAAACCCAUAAGUUCUGCACCCGACAUUUAAAAAAACCUUACACUCAGACCCAUUCUGUGUUGGCACUGUGCAGGUUCAUGACUGAUGAUAAGAGUUAGGUUGCCGUGCUCUGUUCUCUGUGCAUCAUCACAAAUAAGAAAAAGCCUAAAUAUAGUCCUCUGACUGUCUGACGUCCUCUCCAGAUUCCAGGAAAACAGCCUGGUGAGUGAGACAUGGGACACGUAUCAUUAAACAUGGGACUAGUAACAUGGGACUAGUAUCAGGUCAUGAGACUAGUAUCAUUAAAUGUGGAGCUAGUAUUAUUAAACAGGGGACUAGGACCAUAGGACAUGGAACUAGUAUCAGGUAAUGGGACUAGUAUCAUAGGACUAGUGUCAUUGAACAUGGAGUUAGUUUUAUUAAACAGGGGACUAGUAUCAUAGGACAUGGAACUAGUAUCAUGUAAUGGGACUAGUAUUAUUGGACUAAUAUCAUAGGAUAUGGGGCUAGUAUAAUGAAACUAAUGUCAUUGAACUAGUAUCAUAAGACUUGGGACUAGUAUCUUUGAACCAGUAUUAGGUCAUUGUACUUGUAUCGCUAGACAUGGAACUAGUAUCAUUGGACUAGUAUCAUUGGACUAGUAUCAUUGGACUAGUAUCAUAGGACAUGGGACUAGUAUCAUUGGGCUAGUAUCAAGGGACUAGUAUCAUAGGACAUGGGACUAGUAUAAUGGGACUAGUAUCAUAGGACAUGGGACUAGUAUCAUUGGACUAGUAUCAUAGGACAUGGGACUAGUAUCAUUGGGCUAGUAUCAUAGGACAUGGGACUAGUAUCAUUGGGCUAGUAUCAAGGGACUAGUAUCAUAGGACAUGGGACUAGUAUAAUGGGACUAGUAUCAUAGGACAUGGGACUAGUAUCAUGGGACUAGUAUCAUAGGACAUGGGACUAGUAUCAUUGGACUAGUAUCAUAGGACAUGGGACUAGUAUCAUUGGGCUAGUAUCAAGGGACUAGUAUCAUAGGACAUGGGACUAGUAUCAUGGGACUAGUAUCAUAGGACAUGGGACUAGUAUCAUGGGACUAGUAUCAUAGGACAUGGGACUAGUAUCGUUGAACUAGUAUCAUAGGACAUGGGACUAGUAUCAUUGGACAAGGGACUAGUAUCAUGGGACAAGUAUCAUAGGACAUGGGACUAGUAUAAUAAGACAUGGGAACUAGAAUUAUGUGACUUGUAUAAUGAGACAUGGGACUAGUAUCUUUCAUGGGAACUAGUAUCAUGGGACUAGUAUCAAGUCAUGGGAAUAGUAUUUAUAGGACAUGGGACAUCUAGACAAGCAUCAUGAAUCAUGGGACAUGGGAAUUUAAUUGGACUAUUGUCAUGGGACAGGCAUUAUGAAAUUAGUAGUAUGUGUCUAGUAUUAUUGCAUGUGAUCCCAAAAUCAUGGGACAAUGGACUGGUAUCAAGGGUCCAAUAUUAAGGGACCAGUACCAGGUCAUGGGAAUAUUAUCAGAUUAUGGGUCUAAUAUUAUGGAACAGGGGACAAAUAUAAAUGAACUUGGGACCAGUAUCAUGGGACACGAUCCUAGCCAGACACCACCGGUCACCAUCAUUACCGCCCACUGAGCACUGAGUGAUAAUGAUCGUGACCGGCCUUGUCUGGCCGUAUCCAUUAACUAAAGCCCAGUCUGUGUUGGCAUCAUUAGGCUGCUGUUCUCUGUGCAUCCUCACAUAUAAGAAUAACAGAGGCCAAAAUAUUGUGAACGCCUGAGAGUCAGACUCCUCUCACUGUCUGACAUCCUCUCCAGAUUCCUGGAAAUCAGCCUGGUUAGUGAGGCACUGGGAUAUGCGAAUGAGCUGGGAAAGGGGAUUCCAGAUAUUCCAGCAGGAUUAACCUCAGUUUGCUGCAGGAUCAGGCUGUGUGCUGGAUGUUAUGCUUGGCUGGCACUUAUCAGCACCCCCCCCCCCCUCCACCUUUUGAAAGUAUGUAAUCUGCGCAGCGUCAGAAGCAGACCGUUCUUUUGCCUUUAAAGUCCUUUGUAAUGAGUUCUCUGAUGUUUUGCCAGCAAGUCAUGAGACCCGUUCCUGGCUGUGCCGCAAAGCUCGUCAGAUGCUGUUGUGAGGUUUUUACAGAGUUGGGUUGUGCUGAGAAACACUUAUGUUAGAAUGCUGCCUGGCCGAAGUAAAGAAAUUGACAGCUAUGACAUAUCAAUCCUGCUCUGUCUUUGACAGCUCAGAGUGGUCCAAGAUUUAAAAAUAGUUAUUUAGAGACAGCAUUCCAGCUCUCACGGUAUGUAUCCACUUGCCAUUUUACACUCAGACAUCCUAUUCAUUUAUGUAGAGAGAGAGAGAGAGGGAGAGAGGGAGAGAGCUGCUGCUGGCCAUGUAGGUCUGUGUAUGCUAAUGCUAAUGCUGCUCCAGCAGUGCUAGGUGGGGUUAGCAGCAGGCUACAGGCCGAUAAUACCCACCUCUGAACGGCCAAAAAGCUAGGGCUUUACACGUUUAGCAGCUAAUGCUAAUACUGCUGGAUAACUAAACUGAAACUCCUGUAUGAAGCUGUACUUCAGUGGAGUGGAUUUAUAAGUGCACCUUAUAGUGUGAAAAAUACAGUAAUAUGAUACAGAUAAUAUUACAGUAUAUUGCAGUAUAUUGUGAUACAGUAAGAAAGUCAAUAUAUUUAAAUUUUAGGUAAACUCAUCAUAUUUAUAAAAUCUAAAUAAAAGGAAAGUUGAAUUUUUUUCCCAAUUAGAACAGUGGGAUCUAACAACAGAGUAAAAUACUACUAUUUAGAGGUCAAAGUUUAAACACAACACAAAAUGAACCGCUUUGUAACACCAAUCUUUACAUUUUAACUAAUAAAACUACAUAUUGCAAUACUUUGAUAUGUCAACAUUGUCUUUUGCCCCUACGGCCUAAAGUGUGUGCAAAAAAAAGUUCUGCACUGCAUCUAGCCAAUCAAAGAAGAGCAGGCUGGUUUGUCAUAAGCAUCAAACACAAUUCAGAUGCCUGUCAAACCUAAAGGAACCAUGGCGCAGAAUGAUCGGGAGAUCGAUGGUUCGAAUCCUGGGCAUGCAGCUUGCCAUCAGAAGCCAGAGCCCCGAGAGAGCGCACAUUAGCCUUGCUCUCUCUGGGUGGGUAGAUGGAGCUCUUCUCCUUCAUUACUCGUAGAGCACAAGGCAUCUGUGAGCUGAUGUAUUGGAACCGAAUCGCUGUGCUUCGCUUUGCUCCGAGCAAUGCUGUAUCAACAACUGAUUGGGCGGGAGAGAAAUGGGAAAAAAAUAGAAUUAGAAGUGUAUGGCGUAAAUUUAGUAUCUGAAUUUCCAGAAUUCUAAAUUAAAAUGAGAUUAAAAAUGUAAAAACUGUUCUUUUGCUUUAUUUGCAUGCAAAAACAUCACAGACAUCCGUACACAAAGAAUUGUUUCAAUGAAAAGUAGUGGGCUUAAAAGUCGUGCAAGAAGACUCAAAUCAUUACAGCAUUCCAGGCUGAUUUAAAGAGUUUUUUUUUUCUUUAUUAUUAUUUUUUUAUAUAUAUUUAAGCAUCCUUGUUUACACUGUGGCCCAAUUCCAUUUCACUCCUUGGCCCUACCUAUGAAUAAUUCUCAAAAAUGUUAAUGUAAACUGUGUAAAUGCAUUGUCUGCCAUGAAGAGGCAGCUCAAAAAUAUGAAUAAAAUAUGCUGUUUAGUCUAAAUCUGAAGUUGAUGACUUGUCUUUGUGAGCAAACAUGUUAGAGAACCAAGUUAAGAACCAAGAUUUAUAAAGUUUUAUUUUAUAUUAUGGAUCAAAGAACUUUAGACAACACCUUAUUCCUGAAAUUAAACUCAAGCACAUCAGUGGAGUCUCCUGUGGAUCUUAGAUCAAGACUUUGGGUCUGAUUUAAAGACUUGAAUAAACCAAUCGAAACCACUCUUUCUUUAAUUAUGUUUAUAAAUAUGUUAAGUCUAUAAUUUUCCUGUUUUAAGGCCCUUUCACACCAAGUAUGAUUUUUUUUCGGCAAUCAACAAAUAGAAGUAUAGUAUUUUUUUUUUUUUUUUUUACAAAUAUUGUAUAUCGUUCACACCAUUCAGGCCAACACAUUUACAGUAUCGCAAUAUAUCAUUAUAUAUUGAAUCGAAAGCUCUAUAGCAUGAUAUGCACCGUAUCGCCAAGUGCUGGUCAAUACAGAGCCCUAACACUC
This is a messenger RNA of Astyanax mexicanus (Mexican tetra), 7657 nucleotides long. RefSeq names its product xyloside xylosyltransferase 1 (gene xxylt1). The record is from RefSeq and is a predicted model, not a curated record. Gene Ontology annotation, molecular function: UDP-xylosyltransferase activity. The transcript has 5 exons. NCBI's taxonomy places the organism in Eukaryota, Metazoa, Chordata, Actinopteri, Characiformes, Acestrorhamphidae. Bases 163 to 1344 code for a protein of 393 amino acids.